This is a messenger RNA of Coprinopsis cinerea okayama7#130, 828 nucleotides long. RefSeq lists its product as hypothetical. The transcript is spliced from 5 exons. Bases 1 to 828 code for a protein of 275 amino acids. Lineage: Eukaryota; Fungi; Basidiomycota; Agaricomycetes; Agaricales; Psathyrellaceae. The record is from RefSeq and is a predicted model, not a curated record.
AUGGCUAGAUACAGUAUCUCGUUCAGUGCGGUAUGCGACGCUCUGGACUUGUCAACAUUGGACCCAAGAGCGAAGCGACUCCAGACAACCACGAGCCAGCUAUUGGAGGUUGAAAGAGCGCUCAAACAGGUAGUCACAGGGAAUCCCGACAUCUUCAUUGACUUGACAAAGCGGGGCCACACGUCUGUUCUCAAAAGAUGGAUAUAUAGGCAACACACGGUCAAGCGACAAAAGCGUGGCUAUACGAGGUCCAAAGGGGUCGCCGGGAAAGAGGAAAGGGACUCUUUGUAUAUCCCUUCAGUAGGAGCACGCACCAGCACAUUCAGGUCGUCGAUGCUGAUCGGUCUUCGAACCGUGUCAGUCGCUUCUUGCCGCCCAUCCACUAUCGGAAGGGACUCUAGCCCCACAGAAAUACAUUCCUCCGGGUCACUGUCGACUCUUCGAAGCUCGAGUUCGGUGGGCUCUAGUGGUCGUUCACGAGCGUAUUCCAUCACCACCGUCAGCUCUGGGCAGAGGCGCACAUCACUACGUUCGGCUUCGUGGAAGAAGAAGAAAACCGGUUCCGUUGAAACCGCCGAAGACACCAUCCGUUCUGUUCUAAGCUCAAUGUCGCCGGCUUUGUCGUGGCUUUAUCCUUCCAUGCGUAGCUUCGGCUUUGACGAAGUUGAAACUCUCAACGUAAUUUCUCAGCAAAGUCGAGAAAGGAUUCAAAGGAUCGUCAACGAUUUCCGAAAAUUCCACAACUUGAACGAAGUCAAUGGGAGGAAGGUUUCAGGGGUGCAAGCCUCACUGUUGGUGGAAGCAUUGCUAUCUUGGACGAAAAGUUGA